GUUAUUCGUUACCUACGAAAACAAACUCACAAAAACUUGAGCUAGGUCAAGCAUGUGCCAACAACUGGAGGAUCAUUAGGAUGUGAUGCAUUGAUAAUCGAUCAUCAAAAGCGGACAGAAAUAUUUCUUGUUUUUGAAAUGAGGGAAAUUGAUGAUUAACAAGCGAAAUGUAAACUCAUAUGCCUGUGUACCUGUUACUUGUUUGACAGUUGUUUGAUUUUUGAGUAACACUGGGCCGACUACAAGUACAUCAUUCUACGAUAUACCGCAUAUACACUUAAAACAAUGAAUCUAAGCGACGAGGCACUUACGGAUUUAUACAAAUGGGUAGAUUCGAUACCUUUGUCCAAGCCAAAGAAAAAUAUAACGAGGGACUUUUCCGACGGAGUCCAGGUUGCAGAGAUAGUGAAACACUUCUUCCCCAAAAUGGUCGAGCUCUUCAACUUUCGGAUUUGUAAUAACACCAAACAAAAAAUGGAUAAUUGGGAAUUACUCAACAGAAAGGUAUUUUGCAAGCUACGAUUUGAACUUGACGAACAGGUGAUGAGAGAUAUUGCCAAUUCUGUGCCAGGUGUUUUAGAAAGUUUUCUAGAUAAAUUACGAACCAAAAUAGAUCAUGCACUUUGGCACAUGAAGAUGCAUCCUCCCCGACGGGAAAGUGAUAAACCAGAGGCUGACCAGGUUUAUGAUAUGAAUAGUUACAAAUAUUAUCACCAACUAGAUCAAUAUGGUAGCGUUCGAUCCGAUGCAAAGAGUGGUAAAACGGUUAAAAUUCCCACCCUGGAACCCUUUGACCCAUACAGAGAUGAAUCUCCUCAAAGAAAAGGUACACAACGUCGCAGAAGUCCAACAAGAGGUGAAUCCAUAGAUCUGAUCACCAGUCAGAACCUUGGAAGGUCCGAGCCAUUUGUGCCUCCUGAGAAUACUUUGGGUGCUUCUCGUCCUGUAGUGCCUUAUUUCAGUGGCCAACCGACUGAAGCAGUGUCCUUACUACAGUACCAGGGGAAAUGUCAGGAGAGUUUAACAAAGGAAGAAACCAUAGGGAUUCUCGAGAUUAAAAUCCGCAAACUGGAGCACCUGUUGCACCUUAAGGAUUUGAAAAUUGAAGAUCUUCAGGGCCAAAUCAAUCACCAUCAACCCACCGUUAAGACGAAGAAGCCACAAAAGUUUCAUUGAAAUUGUGAACUUUCAACAAAUGGUCUUCAUUAUCGCAUUUUUCAUGUGUGAAAAUACAUAUAUAAUCAGAAUGUCAUCCUUAGAAAAAUCAAAUGUUUUACUGUCAUAAUACAUAUAUAUAUGUAUAUAUAUAUAUGUAUAUAUAUAUAUAUAUAUAUUUAUAUAUGUGUGUGUGUGUGUGUGUGUAUACACAUUGAAUAUUUUCCCAACAACAUUUGUUUUCUUUCUUUAUGUGAAAUUAAUCUUUAAAGACGUGAAGACUACAUUUGUGAGGUGCACAGAACUAGAAAACAAAUGUUGGACAGUCGUAUUUGAAUUGACAAAUUUUAAUAUGUACAAACAAGAUCAUUAAAGAAGAGCAAACAUUCAAGAAAUGCAGGAAAAAAAACAUCAUUACUCUUAAAUCUUAAUAUUUCCGAGAGCAAAAAGAAAUUUUAAAAUUUAAAAGAAAUGGACCAGAUAUAUUGAUAUAGGCAGCAUUUUGAAAACGCAUUAUAAAGUUUGUUGUAGAUGUGAAUGUACGUUGGAAGCUUUAAACUUUUUCAAAAUAUUAAUAUAAAUGGGAUAUCAACAUUUUAUUUCUAACCAUCAAAUCAAAUUCUCAGUACCAUAACCUUCAUCUCUUUCGUAAGAUUUCAAUAACUUAACUUGUGUGAUUUUGAAGCGCUAAUUCAAGUAACAUUUCAAAUAAUCAUAUUGUUGAUUUGUUCAUUUAUAUUCUGAAACUAAUUGUGCCCAUUAUCAAUCAUAACUCAAAACAGAUGUAUAUAUUUUGUACAAGUAAAUGUAUCCAGUAUCAGUAUGAUAUUUAACAGAAUUCUUGGUCUCUUGGUGAAUUGGUCUCUGUAGCUUUUAGCUCAUUUGUCACAGUGAGCGUAUGGCGUUGUGCAGCGUCCGUCCCUGCAGCAUCAACAUUUCCUUUGAAACACAUUCUCAAUAACCAAGAGUUAAGGUACCCAGUUUAAAUGAACGACAUUGACCAUCUUUCAAGGUCACAGGGGUCAGAUGCGUUAUUCGUUUUUUAAUUGACUACCCUCUAGUUUACUAUGAGACAAAGUUUUGGUCAUGACAUUAAGCCAUUAAUAUGCUGGGAUGACGGCUACAGAGUUAUUUGAAUCUAUUACCCUAGCCUUGUCUUAUAUUUGAACGAAGUGGGAAUCAUCUUAACAUUUGCAUAAAUAACCUUGAUCAACUCAAAGAUGCAUUAAGCGCAGGUGAGCGAUACAAACACAUUGGGCCUCAUGUUAUAUGACACGCAUGCAUUGUGCAAGCUCUGUGAUUUUCUUUGGCUUGUAUAUUGAAGUGUUACCUGUGGCUUUUAGAGCAAAUUGACCAAGUGUUCUCAUAUACAUAUCACUUUAUAUUUUGCAUUUUUGGUGAGGUAAUAUUUUUAAAUUUCAAUCCUUUUGGGGAUUUUUUUUUCUUUUCAAAAAUAAUUACAAUCUGUACAUAAAUAACAUCAUCUCAGUAAGGAAAUAAUUGAACAGUUCGUGAAUAUUUUAAUAACAAAGAGUGUCUAAGAUUUUAAAUUACGACCUCUAAUGGUUCUUCCUUAACUCAGUGGUUGUAUGAUGUACGUAAGUUUUGAAUUAUCAUCGGGAAAGAAUCAACUGAUGGAUUGUAUGUCACAGGUAAUGUAUAUAUCUGUCAUUUGGCAAUUAUUCACAAGUAUAAGUACAAAACAUGUCAAAAAUCAAGAUCAGACUCAUGAGAUAUGUUCGGUACUAAAUCGAAGAAGAUAUCGAUUUCAAGGUUUCAACAGUUUUGACAAGUUCUUAUAUCCUGUGUAUCCAGUUGGCGUCUUAAGGACAGUAGAAUAUAGUUUUUUCACAGUGAACUAUUUAGCAGAUAAUAAUUUUCUUGUGUCGGAAAUAUAUUCUUAUUGUGGAGGUUUCCAUUGUAACUGUGAGGAUUUCCCAUAGUGCCCAUUUUUUUCUGUGAUACUAUUUGUCUACAAAAAAGACGUGUAUCUAUACAUGUUUGUUUCAUGUAAUUUUUGAGUUUGUAUUUACCAGGAACUAACGUUGGUUUGAAUUUGAUGUUUGUUUUCAUAUCAGAAAAUUGCAAUUAUUUUUUGCGAAUAUUCAUGCUUCCGUAAAGCAAAUGCUUUUCCAUUAAAAUAUGUUUAUCAAAAAAUAUUAUUUUCAAUUAUCUGUUACUAAACACUAAAAUCUAAACGUGUUGUUUUGUAUCUCAGAUUUAAGAUAUUAGUAAAGAACAUAUUCUUAUACAAUUUUCUAAUUAUAUUACGCUUUAAAUUUUCAUUUAAUUAGAUUUUUAAGUAAGACGGCGCAUUAUGCCCUUGAUUUCUAGAUAUACAACAAAUGUAGAUAUUUAGUUUUUUCCGUCCUCAAUUUUAAGCUCAGACAAUGAUACUUUCAGUAUUUGUUUUUAGAACUGGAUAAGAAUGUACAAAUGUCCAGAAUAUUCAUGUACCGUACUUGUAAAUAAAAAUAUUACAUUGGCACAUCA
Messenger RNA from Pecten maximus, 3648 nucleotides. RefSeq names its product sperm flagellar protein 1-like. Gene Ontology annotation, molecular function: microtubule binding. Gene Ontology annotation, cellular component: axoneme. Bases 286 to 1176 code for a protein of 296 amino acids. Lineage: Eukaryota; Metazoa; Mollusca; Bivalvia; Pectinida; Pectinidae. The transcript has 10 exons. Gene Ontology annotation, biological process: regulation of cytoskeleton organization. The record is from RefSeq and is a predicted model, not a curated record.